AUGUGGUUGCUCAGUACAGAUCGCGCCGAACUCCACUUCUUCGUCUCCCCAAAUCGCGUCAAUGGAGGAUAUGCCAUCCUCUCUCACGUAUGGGGCGAUAACGAGCAGUCGUUUCAAGACGUUCAGGCCAUUCGCAAAAGCGCUGAAGAGGACGGUCGAAAUCCCAGGGAUCUCGUGUCCGCUAAGAUUCGUGAGUGCUGUCUCCUCGCCGAGCGCCAUGGCUACAAGUGGGUGUGGAACGACACGUGCUGCAUCGACAAGAGUAGCAGCGCAGAGCUAUCCGAGGCGAUCAAUUCGAUGUUCCUCUGGUACUCUCAAGCCGAUAUUUGCUAUGCCUACCUUCAAGAUGUCCCAAGUGACGCGCCCGACCUAGACACCAAGUUCCGGGCAAGUCGUUGGUACACGCGUGGUUGGACCUUACAGGAGCUCAUCGCUCCCGAUCUCCUCAUCUUCGUGUCUGCGGACUGGGAGAUGAUUGGUGGCAGGGCAGAGCUAGCGUCGUCGGUGACAGAGAUAACGAAAAUUCCGGAGCAUGUCUUGCGGAAGGAGAUAAGCUUAGGCAGGAUCAGUGUUGCGCAACGGAUGUCAUGGGCAGCUAGGCGAGAAACGACGCGAAUGGAGGAUAGGGCGUACUCUCUCCUUGGGAUUUUUGGUAUCAGCUUACCAAUUCUGUAUGGGGAAGGGCCGCAGGCUUUCCAGCGGCUUCAGGAAGAGAUUAUGCGGACGUCAAUCGAUCCGUCUCUCUUUGCCUGGGGGCCUCAGUCACCCGAUACUCCCAAACUUGAUGGAUACUCCAAUCUCGCCAGGCCGACGGCAUGGCUCAUGGCAGGCUCCCCAUCCGACUUUGAGAACUGCGCCGCCAUCUUGGCGCUUCCGACCCGGAGAGACCACUCUAUUACUGCGGCGUAA
Molecule: messenger RNA, 909 nt
Organism: Coniophora puteana RWD-64-598 SS2
Lineage: Eukaryota; Fungi; Basidiomycota; Agaricomycetes; Boletales; Coniophoraceae
Product: HET-domain-containing protein
Exons: 2
Coding region: 1-909 (302 amino acids)
Source: RefSeq, a predicted model, not a curated record